AUGGAUCGCAAUGGCCUGCACAAAUUCCUCCUCGAAUCCAAUCCGAAGCAUCGGCGAACGGCCAAGCAGUCGGCGCACCAAACAGCUGGAGGGCGCAUCUGGGCGUACUGCUCAAGCAGGGAUAUGCUGUAUGACACCGGCGGCAUCAUCAUCGCCACGGGGGCUCUUCUUGUCUAUGGCGUCCUGCAGGAGCGCAUCGUCACAUUUGGGUUUGGUCGCGACAAGGAGGUCUUUGAGCACUCCAUCUUCCUGGUGCUGUGCAACCGCCUGGUCACCUGCAUCAUGGCGCUGGGCUACCUGCUGCUCACCCGCACCGCCACUGCGCCCGCGGCGCCCCUGCGCAGCUACGCGGCGGUGUCGCUGACCAACGUCAUCGCCACGGCAUGUCAGUACGAGGCACUGAGAUACGUGUCCUUUGCCAUCCAGACGCUGGCCAAGUCCGCCAAGGCCCUCCCCGUUAUGCUGUGGAGCACCUUGUACAUGCGCAAGAUCUUCAAAGUGACGGAGUACCUGCACGCCGCCACCAUCACCAUCGGCUGCUCCGUGUUCGUGCUGACGGGUCAUGUGCGCAGCCGGGUGGCGGAUGCGGGGGGGGCGCUGCAGGCUAUGAGCGGGGUGGGGCUGGGCAUGAGUGGCGACGCGGCGCUGGUGGUGGUGGGCGGCGGGUUGAUGGUGCUGUAUCUGUUUGUGGACGGUCUGACGUCCACCUGGCAGGACUCCAUGUUCCGGGGGUACCCCGUUAAUGUGUGCGACCAGCUGCUGCCCGCCCUGGCCUUCCUGCAGCGCAACCCGGAGGCGGCCCUGUGGAUCCUCGGGCUGUCGGCGGCCUCGGCGGUGGUGCAGCUGGUCAUAUCCUGGACCAUCAAGCGGUACGGCGCGGUGGUGUUCGCCACCAUCAUGACCACCCGGCAGUUCUUCUCCAUCUUGCUGUCAUGCAUGGUCUUCAUGACGCCACUCACCAUUGGCCAGUGGGCGGGUACGCUGCUUGUGUUCGGUGCCAUCUACUACAAGGCGGCUCAGAAGUGUGCGGAGCAUCAGCACCUCCACGUCACCACCAAGGAGGAGGACGACCCACCGAGCCCCCCGGGGGGUGAUGGUCCGGAGACGACGCCGCUCAAGAUCCCGCUGCUUGCGGAGGGUAUUGCGGCACGGUACAACCCGGACGAGCGACGGCAUGCGAGCGAGCAGCAGGUCUGAGAUCUGACCUCAGGGGUCAGACCUGGAGUCCGACCCCUAUUCGGCUGCUAGUGCUGCAGCCGGCGCUGGGCCAGCACCCUGCAGCUGGCAUUAGCGUUAGCGAUAACAGAUGCUGGAGGAGGAGGAGGAGCAGCAGCGCUAGAAGCUUGUGUCUGGAUUAGCCCCCCAGGUUGCCUGAGGGGUGGUAAUGGGCUUCAACGUCCCCCUUUCUCAACGUCCUCUGGAUCGGAUGAUGUGAUGAUACGGAGCCAAACCUGAUUUGAUUGACCAGCUCAGACCAGCUCAGAUCUGGCUCGCUCAGGUCAGGAAUGUGGCUCGUGUGGCCUCUGAGCAUCCCGUCGUUCCGUCUGGGUCACAAAGGCACGAGAACAGUUGAUGACGGGACAUUUCUAUGUGGGUCACAUGUGGGGCUGCCUGUAGCAGGCUGUAGCAACAUCUGAUGGCAAAGUGUUUUUUCAGUACGGCAGUCGUGUUUCAUGUCGUACGACUACACGACCGCCAGAUUGCAUCGCCGCUAUGCUGCUUUGUGUGCUGUUGGCUCCACACGGCCCGGGUCGGUUGAGUGACUCUUAUCUUUGCCAAGGUCUAUCACGUCGCUCCGGGGGCCCUUAUGGUGGGGCGGGUGUCGGCUAGGGUUUGAGGUUGCGUGCAUGUGGGAUGCAGGAGAUGGGCCUGGGCAAGGUUCAGGUGGGGGGAGGACACUGCAUAAGUUGGGGCUUAUGGCCGGGCUCAACACACAUUUCUAAGGCGUUUUGUUAAGUGAAACUAUAAAACAAGAGGCGCCUAACAAACGAAAGCUGAGGGUGACCAUAUAUCUUCGGCUUGCACAUGAUGGGUCAGUCGUCUAAGUGUGCGUGUAGGGGCGCGGGGGAGAGGCAUUGCGUGCGGUAUGGCGUGGCGUUGGAGGGCCAGGGUGGCGUUCGCGGCGCGCGAUG
Volvox carteri f. nagariensis is the source of this 2132-nucleotide messenger RNA. RefSeq lists its product as uncharacterized. NCBI's taxonomy places the organism in Eukaryota, Viridiplantae, Chlorophyta, Chlorophyceae, Chlamydomonadales, Volvocaceae. Gene Ontology annotation, biological process: transmembrane transport. The record is from RefSeq and is a predicted model, not a curated record. Bases 1 to 1197 code for a protein of 398 amino acids. Gene Ontology annotation, cellular component: endoplasmic reticulum membrane; Golgi membrane. Gene Ontology annotation, molecular function: 3'-phosphoadenosine 5'-phosphosulfate transmembrane transporter activity. The transcript has 6 exons.